AUGGAACACGAACACAUCACUGUAAAACAUCCAAGGAAACAGAGAACUAUCAAAAGAAGAAUCGUCGACUCACUCAAGUUCUUCAGCCUCUGUGUCAACUUUUCCAUCUGCGAUUCCGGCUUUGGACUACGGUCUCGUUCAUUUCGUGGUGGUGGUGGUACCAGUUCUUGUCUCGACGAAUUUAGGCUCACAGAUCCAAGUGGGAUCUCAAUUGUUUUCCCGGGGAUGGUACUUGGAAUAAUCAGUGUUCGGUGUGGUGUCACAUCGCUACGAAUACUCCGCUGUUCAUCAUCAUCAGCGGAAUUCCGCGUAAAAGGAGCUGCCGCAUCCGUCGGUGAGAGGCGGCCGCUGCUAAAACACCAUAAAUCUGGCAUUUUUCAAGGAAUAAACAGAGCUUGGUAG
Strongylus vulgaris is the source of this 402-nucleotide messenger RNA. NCBI's taxonomy places the organism in Eukaryota, Metazoa, Nematoda, Chromadorea, Rhabditida, Strongylidae. The record is from the annotation of a GenBank genome assembly.